CCGGUCCUGCUAAUCCGGAAGUGUCGGCUUCUAUCGAUAAUUGUCCGACAAAAGCUAAUGUUGCUAAUGUAUUAUCACUAUCUCUCUUAUUUUAUCUCUUUUUUUUCCCCACUGAAUAAUCAUAAUUUUAUACGAGUCCGUUUUAUAACGAAAACAGUGGAACACUUACGCCUGCCUUUUUUUUUCCCCCCCAGAGCUGAUGUGUAGCCUGGAGCCGUCUCCAAUACUAAAGAUUUUCUCAGGUUCAGUGAUUCGUCCAUGCUCAACACGUCAGAAGGACCCGUCGGUCCGCCAGAAGCGUCAAGUACGCAACGGCAGACCGUCGGCAUGGAGGCAGAGGAGCGCCGUCUGAUGGGCUCGCUGGCCCACGACGCCGCGACCCGGCGAGCGUCCAGCGGCGAGCUCCAGCUGCCCCGCGCCUUCCCCGUCACGCACUCCCGGGAGAAGUUUUACACCGUCUGCUCCGAUUUCGCGCUGCUCAACCGGGCGGUGAGGAAGCAGGACGACGGCGACGGUUCCGCCCGAGACUUCCGGCCGGGUCGGUCGGCGGGAGCCCGCCUGGUUUCCGACGCCGACUGCGAUAUGGAGGACCUGACGGUCGGCGGGGACGGCAAGACCACCCUGGCCUGGGAAAUCGACACCGCCGAUUUCAAGGCAGUGCUCACUCGCAAAAUUAGGACGGGCAGCGUGAAGAAGUGCACCAGCAAGAAGAUGAAGCCGGACCGAGCCAGCAGGAACCUUCAGGACGUCCCGCUUCGCCCUUCGCUGGAGGACGUCAAACAGAGGAAAGUCCUCGACCUCCGACGAUGGUACUGCAUCAGCCGGCCGCAGUACAAGACGUCGUGCGGAAUCUCGUCGCUGGUGUCCUGCUGGAACUUCCUGUACAGCACUCUGGGCGCAGGAAGUCUGCCCCCCAUCUCCCAGGAGGAGGCGCUGCACGUCCUGGGCUACCAGCCGCCCUUCGACGACAUCAAGUUCGGGCCCUUCACGGGUAACGCGACGCUCAUGCGAUGGUUCCGGCAAAUCAACGACCACUUCCGCGUGCGAGGCUGCUCGUACAUCUUGUACAAGCCGCACGGGAAACACAAGACGGCGGGAGAGACGGCGGAGGGCGCCUUGGCCAAGCUGACGCUAGGCCUGAGGGACGACUCCAUGGCCUACGUGUACCACUGCCAGAACCACUACUGCUGCCCCCUCGGUUUCGAGGCCACGCCCUUCAAAGCAGCCAAGGCCUACAGGGGCCCUCUGCCCACCAACGAGACGGAACACUGGAUCCUGAUCGGAGAACCCAGCAGGAAGCACGCGGCCAUCCACUGUAAAAAGUGGGUGGACAUCGUCACCGACCUCAACACUCAGAAUCCGGAGUACCUGGACAUCCGUCACACGGAGAAGGGCAUCCAGAGGCGCACCACGAAAAAGGUGGGCGGCAACCUGCACUGCAUCAUGGCCUUUCAGCGGGUCAACUGGCAAAAACUGGGCCCCUGGGCCCUCAACCUGGAGAACCUGCGCCACGCCGGCAGCGAGGCGGAGGAGACCGAGCGCCUCGCCCAGCUGGAACGCUCGCACAGCACGGGCAGCCAGAAGGACGCCCCCUGGAGGCACCUGCCCAACACCGCAGACAAACGACAGAAGAGCUCGCACGCCAGUGACAUCGACGAGGACGACUCCGACUGAACACGGUACCAAACGACACGAGAGUGAAGGAAAUGAUUGCGGGACGACGCCCGUGCGACGCGUGGGGACUAUUUCCACUGGCGGAUUAAUACACAUGCAGGAACUUCAUAUUAUUACACAUACCGCUGUUGUGACGUUUAUUCUCCAAAACAUGGCUUUACCAUUUUUCAUCUUUUGAUUCCGUAGCGUAUUACAUUUGAGAUUCACAUCCAUGUUCAGUUCUCAUUGAUAUUCACGAUUUCAAAAAAAAUAAUAGAAGAUUUUGGGGGAAGCUUCAUGUUUAGCGUUCCGUCUUCAAGUCUGCUUCUUCCGUCGGGUGGCGUCCCUUUAAGCGUCGUCUUAGCUCGCCGAUUUGUUCCGGACGAACGCGGCAGCAACCCCCUGAACGAUGAGAAAUGCUUUCAAGUUUUGCAUUUUCAAAUUUCAUCCUGGUGCUGUGGUGAGGGGGGAAAAAAAAAACAAAAAAAAAAACUUUCUUACGUAAUGACUUCAUGAAUUGAGUGUGUAAAUAAACUUCAACUCUUGUACAAUG
Molecule: messenger RNA, 2206 nt
Organism: Syngnathoides biaculeatus (alligator pipefish)
Lineage: Eukaryota; Metazoa; Chordata; Actinopteri; Syngnathiformes; Syngnathidae
Product: basic immunoglobulin-like variable motif-containing protein
Exons: 9
Coding region: 259-1674 (471 amino acids)
Biological process (GO): nucleotide-excision repair
Cellular component (GO): nucleus
Molecular function (GO): DNA endonuclease activity; single-stranded DNA binding
Source: RefSeq, a predicted model, not a curated record